ACCGUGUUUUCCCCCACUUAUUCCAGAAUUUGAUAUAAACACACGAGGAUCCUCGAUUCCCAUCUCACUGUCAUCUUUCUCUGUGAGCCUCGAACAACGAACUUUUGGGCCACUAACAGUGUUGCUAUUGAUCAUUUUCACUUGAUUCAGAUAUGGCCAAAGAAAUUCUCUUCACAGCUUUCUUGAUUCUCUGUGUAUCAAAGACCAUUACGGCUCAAUGCAUCACAGCCAAUGACAUCAUCGAUAACGAAACAAGUAUCGGCACAGCAGUACGAAAUCUUAUUGAUGGCAGUACUCAAUUCAGUUUGAAUUUACUGCGGACUUUACAUGACGAUCAGAGAUCCAAUAAAGAUGCAAAAGGACUUUUCUUCAGCCCUCACAGUAUUUGGUCAGCACUUGUUGUCACAUACAUGGGUUCCAGAGGAGCCACAGAGCAAGACAUGAAAAAUGUUCUUGGCAUCGGCAAUUUCGACAAAGCAACUGCUUGGGAAGCUUUCAGAAAUAUUCGUAACUGGGACAUUUUACAAGAUCCUACUAGGUCCGAAGAUCUCACCCAAGAACCUCCUCGUUCCAGCUACCAAUCAGCAAAUCGCAUUUACUUCCAACAGGAUACAAUUUUCAAAGAUUGCAUGCGAGAAAUGUUAGAUUCAGAGAUUGCAUUUCUUGAUUUUGCCAACAAGCCUGUCGAAUCACGAGAUGAGAUCAACAGAUGGGUUGAAAAAGAAACCCAACAAAAGAUUAAGGAUUUGAUACCAGCUGAUGGAAUUUCUGCUCUUACCAAAAUGGUAGUAGCCAAUGCCGUGUACUUUAAAGAAUCUUGGCAACAACCAUUCGAUGAACAGAAAACUGUCCGCCGAAGAUUCACCACACAAUCUAGAAAAGACAUUUUUGUCAAUAUGAUGAAUACUAGGGGUAGAUUUUUAUAUGGAAAGAGCGAAGAUCUCCAGUGUUACGCCCUGGAACUACCAUACGCAGGAAAUGCCCUCAGCAUGACCAUAUUGCUUCCAAAAAAUCGUUACAACGGAGUUGGUAUUCUAGCAAGAAGUUUAACACCUGAUCGACUCCGAAAUCUGUUCUUAGAUUUAUAUCCAAGAGAAGUUGAUGUAUCUCUUCCUAAGUUUAAAGUAGAAGACAGCUUUGAACUUUCAUCUGUUCUAAGCAAAAUGGGAUUAAGAACAUUAUUUGACACAAGGCGAGUAGAUCUUUCGGGAUUUACUGGACAGAGAGAAUUUUCCGUCGAUGCCGUUCACCAUAAAGCAUUUAUCGAUGUCAACGAAGAAGGUACUGAAGCAGCUGCUGCCACUGCGAUUAUAUCUUCUCGAAGUGCAAGACCUUCUGGACCUGCAUCAUUUAUUGCAGAUUAUCCUUUUGUCUACUUCAUUCGAGACACCAUCUCAAACGUGAUUCUGUUCCUGGGUACAGUGCAGAGACCCACUGAAUAUGGAAGUAACUAGUCGAAAUUCUCAGGUAUAUUUUAGAAGUGAAAUGAUAUAUAUAUAUAUAUAUAUAUAUAUAUAUAUUCUUUUUAUUGUGUAUGUGCAAAGACAUUGCACUCACACCAAACAAUGAAAGAAUUAAAAAAAGAAAAGAAAAGUUUACUUGAGAUGUAUAGAAAAUAAUUUUGUAUGUGUUGAUCCACUGGAUUUUCCCAUUUACUUAAAAAUAUACCUUCAUAAUUUCAUGCACGUAGCAUUUAGUGAUUUAAAACAGGUCGAAAUCACCUUAUACCACCUAUUUUUAUGCCCAGUUUUAUGCAAUAUCAUUUUAUGUUGUUUCUUUCAUGCAUCUCAUCUCUGGCAGCUAAUGCCCAACCAUUUUAUGCUGAAAAAAACCCGCCAAAGAAUAAGUCAUACAUACACCAUUUAUUGAUUUCAUAUAAAAGAAAAGACAUUUUGUAAAAUCUUUUACGAUUUGUAAAUAAACAUUUGCAUAAGUAUUA
Argiope bruennichi is the source of this 1939-nucleotide messenger RNA. RefSeq names its product leukocyte elastase inhibitor-like. Gene Ontology annotation, molecular function: serine-type endopeptidase inhibitor activity. NCBI's taxonomy places the organism in Eukaryota, Metazoa, Arthropoda, Arachnida, Araneae, Araneidae. The coding region runs from base 153 to 1454 and encodes 433 amino acids. The transcript has 2 exons. The record is from RefSeq and is a predicted model, not a curated record.